CUGUCCCCUCGUGCUGUUCCCUGUGUCUUCCUUGGCUUCCCCCCUGACGCGCCGGGCUGGCAGUUCUACCACCCCACCUCGCGCCGUGUUCUGUCCUCCCAGGACGUCACGUUUGACGAGUCGGUUCCCUACUACCGUCUCUUCCCCUACCGCACUGCGUCCCUCCCCCCCGCGCCGCUCUUCCUUACGCCAGUCGACCCUGUCGAGGUAGCUGUUGACUCUGGUGUUGCUAGGGGUGCUGAGCCUGCAGGUGCUGGGUCUGGGGGUGCUGACUCUGGGGGUGCUGAGCCUGGGGGUGCUGACUCUGGGGGUGCUGAGCCUGGGGGUGCUGACUCUGGGGGUACUGCGCCUGGGGGUGCUGAUCCUGGGGGUGCUACGCCUGGGGGUUCUGAGCCUGGGGGUGCUGCGUCUGGGGGUGCGGAGACUGAGGGUACUGGACCUGCUCGUGUGGCGUCAGGCGGUGCUAGGCCUGGAGGUUCUUCGGGUGCUUCGUCCCGGCGGGAGCUACUCUCUCCACAGGAGCUGCGUGAGUGGUUUUCCCGGCGCUGGAGGCGUGCUGCUGGAGCUGGAGGCACUGCGGGCGCUGGAGGUUCUACUGCUGCUGAGGGUGCUGGAGCCGCGGGUCCCGGAGGUGCUCGUACUGGGAGUACUGGAGCUGCUGGGCCUGCGGGUGCGUCUGGUGCUGGAGCUGGUGGACCUACUGCGUCUUCUGGUGGGCCGGCUGGAGCUGGAGCUGCUGGGGGUGUUGGCGCUGAGGGUGCUUCUGGUGCUGGUGCCCCUGAGGGUGCUGGAGUUGGCGCUGCUGGAGCUGGGGGUGCUGCUGGCGCUGGUGCUGUCCCUUCUGGUGCUGGUGCUUCUGAGGGUGCUGGCGUUGGUGCUGCUGGAGCUGGUGCUGCCGUUCGUGGUGCUGGCGCUGUUCCUGCUGGUUCUGGGGGUGCUGCACGGCCGCGGCCGUACUUCGUUCCGCUCCUUGAGCAGGUUCUUGGUCUUCCGCCCUCCACUAGUCCGGCUCCUCCCUUAGAGUGUCCACCGCCUGUCCGGUCUGAGUCACAGUUACAGCCUACCUCUCCUCUGCCUGCUCCUUCUCCCUACACUGGUCCUACUGGAGGUCUUGUUGAGCGGCGUGAGCCUGCGUCUCGUCCUGCGUCGCCUGUCCGUGCUGCUCGCACUGGUGGUCGUGGUUCGCGUCAGCGUCCUCCCCCCGCCCCCGGCACGCACCGAAUGUCUCUGCGUCCGUCCACUGCUCCUCUGCGUGCCCCUUUGCCUUCUCCGCCUAAGUCCUCUCUUCCUGCUCUUGCUGACCCGGAGUCAGACUCCCUUCGUGCUGCCAGUCCUACUGUCACGCGUCUCCUUGCUACUCUCGUCACUGACCCUUCCUUUGAGUCCAAUGCGGCGUCUGCCCUAGUUGCUGAGCUCGUCGACUUCGCUGCUCGCUGUCGUCUAGACCACGCUGCUAGUCUUGUUGCUGAGUCUGCGUCUGUCUGUCCUCCGUCCGUCGGGGUUGAGUGUGCUCUUGGCACGGACGUCCUUGAGGACAGACAAGAGGACCUCCAGUGUCUUGCGGCUGCUUCACCUCAUCUCGUGUCCAUGCUACUUGCCCCUGAGGGAGACCCGGAUGCACCAGACAUCCCGACUCCGCGCUCUUACGCGGAGGCGAUAGAGGGUCCCUACUCCUCUCAGUGGCAGGCAGCCAUGGACGCAGAGAUGGCUUCUUGGAAGUCCACAGGCACCUACGUUGACGAGGUUCCCCCGCCUGGGGCGAACAUCGUCAGUGGCAUGUGGAUUUUCAGGGUGAAGCGGCCGCCGGGUUCUCCGCCUGUCUUCAAGGCGCGUUACGUGGCUCGUGGCUUCAGUCAGCGGCAGGGAGUUGACUACUUUCAGACCUUCUCUCCCACCCCGAAGAUGACCACUCUUCGGGUACUGCUGCACAUAGCCGCUCACCGUGACUACGAGCUUCACUCUCUUGACUUCAGCACUGCUUUCUUGCAGGGCAGCCUGCACGAGGAGAUCUGGCUGCGCCGCCCACCUGGCUUCACUGGGACUUUUCCUCCUGGCACCCAGUGGAGCCUCCGGCGGCCAGUCUACGGUCUCCGCCAGGCACCUCGUGAGUGGCACGACACACUGAGGACUACACUUGCGGCUCUUGGGUUUGCUCCUUCUACUGCCGACCCGUCGCUGUUUCUGCGCACCGACACCUCUUUGCCGCCGUUCUACAUUCUCGUGUACGUCGACGACUUGGUCUUUGCCACAGCUGACACUGCUGGACUCGCCUACGUGAAGUCCGAGCUGCAGAAGAGACACACGUGCACAGACCUAGGUGAACUGCGCAGCUACCUUGGCUUGCAGAUCACCCGGGACAGAGCACAGCGCACCAUUACCCUGACUCAGUCACAUAUGGUGCAGCAGGUCCUUCAGCGCUUCGGCUUCACGUACUCCUCGCCUCAGGCCACUCAUCUGUCUACUCGCCACUCGCUCUCAGCUCUGCCUUCGGAUGAGUCCGUAGAGUCGAGUGGCCCGUACCCAGAGCUUGUUGGCUGCCUCAUGUACCUGAUGACCUGCACUCGACCUGACCUUGCAUACCCUCUUAGCAUUCUGGCACGCUAUGUUGCUCCUGGGAGACACAGACCAGAGCACAUGGCUGCAGCGAAGAGGGUGUUGCGCUACUUGUGCAGUACGUCGGGCAUGGGGCUAGUGCUUGGAGGGCGGAGUCCAGUGGUCCUCACUGGUCACGCAGACGCUUCUUGGGCUGACGACCAGGCUACGCAGCGGUCGUCACAGGGUUACACCUUCAGCCUUGGUUCCGGCUCUGUUUCGUGGCGGUCUACCCGCUUGUCUUCUGUUCUCGGCUCCAGUUGUGAGGCUGAGAUCUACGCAGGGGCCAUGGCUGCACAGGAGCUACGCUGGCUCACCUACCUGCUGACUGACCUGGGAGAGCCGCCUCGUUCUCCUCCAGUUCUGUACGUAGACAACAAGGCCAUGCUGGCCUUGUGUCGGGAGCACAGACUGGAGCACAGAACGAAGCACAUCGCUCUUCGCUACUUUCUUGCUCGUGAGCUGCAGCAGCGCGGUCAGCUGCGCCUUGCUUACGUGGCCUCUGAGGCCAACACUGCUGAUAUCUUCACCAAGGCACUCGCGCCUUGUGAUCAUCAGCGCUUCUGUACUCUGUUAGGUCUUGUGCCUACCUUGCCUCACUUGCUCACUUCUUGA
This is a messenger RNA of Closterium sp. Naga37s-1, 3207 nucleotides long. The record is from the annotation of a GenBank genome assembly. NCBI's taxonomy places the organism in Eukaryota, Viridiplantae, Streptophyta, Zygnematophyceae, Desmidiales, Closteriaceae.